AUGGAUCAGCUAGAAGAAAUAAUUUUAUGUUUUAAAUAUAGUGAAGAAUUUUUUAUAAAAAAUACCAAGACAAUAGAAUUUUUUCUAGAAAUUAAUAUCAUAAAAAAAGAAAUAAAUUGUGUGAGAUGUGAUAACAGAAUGUGUAUUAUGGUGGCUGCCACGUAUAUAGACGGGCAUGAAGAUCAAAGCCAAGCCCAAAGAAGGGGUGUUAAAUGGUCACCCUUAAUAUAG
Messenger RNA from Vairimorpha ceranae, 231 nucleotides. RefSeq lists its product as hypothetical. Bases 1 to 231 code for a protein of 76 amino acids. Lineage: Eukaryota; Fungi; Microsporidia; Nosematidae. The record is from RefSeq and is a predicted model, not a curated record. The transcript has a single exon.